Molecule: messenger RNA, 1683 nt
Organism: Cucurbitaria berberidis CBS 394.84
Lineage: Eukaryota; Fungi; Ascomycota; Dothideomycetes; Pleosporales; Cucurbitariaceae
Exons: 5
Coding region: 1-1683 (560 amino acids)
Biological process (GO): regulation of transcription by RNA polymerase II
Molecular function (GO): DNA-binding transcription activator activity, RNA polymerase II-specific; zinc ion binding
Source: RefSeq, a predicted model, not a curated record
AUGCUGGUAGAGGAUAUGUUCGACGGCUGGCUGGCCAUACCUUCCAUUACAGACUUUCUCACAGAGGAGGCUCCUCCAGAUUGUCACGUACCACCAGAACAAGCAACCGUCACGGAAACACCCAAACACACUACGAAUGAGCCCGCGCGACUCUGGGGUUUGAAUGUAGAUGACAGCCCGAACCAAUUACUUUCUACACCGGGCGAGAGUACAUCUACUACAAGUCGUGUGGCACGCCAAAGACGGGGUCACACCAAAAGUCGCCUUGGCUGCGUCACAUGCAGGAAGCGCAAGGUCAAGUGUCAAGAGACAUGGCCUUCUUGCGCCAAUUGUAUGAAGCGUGGGGUGGUUUGCAGAUACCCUGCCAUCUUCAAGUACGCGCAGCGUGAUCGCAUCGUUUCCGAGGCGCUGAGCCCUCGUCAAUUCGUCCAACUUUCCGAUACACCCACCAUGUUUAGUUCAGACGAUAUGCGCCUCUUUCAUCAUUACUUGAUUUCGGCGUACCCUGGAAUACCGCACGACUAUGAAGACAUAUGGACAAUAGAUGUUCCUAAAUAUAGCCAUCAGAAUACAUAUCUCAUGCAUGCUAUUCUGGCCCUAGCUGGUUCACAUCUGGCCCUCCAAGUUGAAAACCCCCCGGUCAAGCUGGCGCUCACCCAUCGCCAAAAGGCUAUCGUUGGACUUGAAGAUGCUUUCACGAAGUGGCCUCCCUCCGCCGAAGAUGCCCAUAUCAUGUUAGCUACGUCCUACCUUCUAUCUUUCCAGUCCUGCUGUAUUGAAGACGGCUUCAUGGAUAACGUCCUAUCUCUGCGCGGAUGCGCCUUUCUCUCGCAACUCAUUUGUGGGCAUGGCCUCAAAGGCCCUUUUGCUUUGCGGGCGAACAUGCACUCGGCGACCAUGGACUUGACCUUUAAAAACUUUCCACAUUUGGACCAAGAGCUUGCGUGUGAAGCUUUGCAGUCGAUGAGAAAGUUUUCACACCUGCUGGCUGAGCCAACAACACAUGCCAUCGAAAAGGCGGUCAUUGCACAACUUGUGGAGACGAUCCGUCCACUCCUUGAACGUGAUCCAGUAGCAACACCGGACACGACUACUACACCGGGUCUUUCCGAUACAAGCACCGAAGUGACUACGAGCUGUACGAGCUCUGAAGCGCAUACGACAUACACAGUGCCGAACGACAGAGUGUACUUCAUGAACCCUCUCUUUCCUACUGAUCUAACUACCUCUUUUGAUGACAUUGACUGGGACACUGUUACUAUUCCGCCAUCAUCCAAUAGAGACCCUCUACGAUCAUUCAACGCAUUAAUGUCGACACUUGUUGUAUUCUCCACAUGGCCAUAUGAUGCGCUUGUGCAUCUCUUCUCCCCAACCAACCAGCUCGGAAAUGUGGUUUUGGCGCACUGCUGCACGGUGCGCGUCAUCAUAUCACCGCUCUCGGCACCCAAAAACGCAAUGAGGACUCCAAUCAGGGCGAUGAUAGAGUGGGCUGUCAAGAUUGUAGCUGCCGUCGAGGAUGAUGAGAAUGUCAAGUGGACAGAGUAUGUGGCAUGGCCGAAGAAAAUAUUGCAGUGUAUGCAGGCAUGCGUGGAGAAGAAGAAAGGCUCGACGUUUGAAGACCUCUACGAGAUGCUGCUGAAUGAUCCAGGGGCCUUCAAAGAAGGUAGAGCGAGGCGGGCGUGA